AGUCUACGCGGAAGUAGCUGCGCAAUGGAGCACACUGCCAGUUGUAAAGACCAGUCUAUAAAGACGGGGUUCUUUAACUGUCUGACGGAGGCGUACCGAUGUUUUCUUGCGGGAACGUGUCCUGAACAAAGUGCUGCCGAUGUGGCGAGCAUGAUAUAUUCCGGGUUUCGUGGACUAGUGCCCGGUAAAGACAGAGAGGGUUCUCCUCUAGAAUACUGCAAUGAAAACAUUGCGGAGCGGACGUGCAUUAUGUCUUUCGUAGAGAGGAUUUCCUCCAGUUUGACGUCUCAGGCCCUGCCUCCAGAUGUGACGUUUUAUUGCGUGGAAGUCCUGAAGGUGUUGUUUGAAGACAUGGAUCUUAUGCCAUAUCUUGUCUACCAGUUCCAGGCUGAAGACCACAUUAUCUCACAUCUGGCAGCAAAGACAGCAUCAAAGUGUGUUUACUACCUUAUCCACAAAUCUGGAACCAUCAGUCCUGUCUGGCAGAAGAAAUGCGAACAGACAUUUCAGAGCUCACCUCCCGGUCUUGAAUUAGACGCCUGUCUGUGGUCAUUGACUGAUGUCUCCAAAAAUCUGCUUAAAGGAGCUCAUCGAGAGUUUGUGAUGACACUUCUGGCAGGUUUUGACAGCAGCCUGAGUGCUUUAUGUUCAAAACUGUUUCCUGAGGAGAAGAAAGAGAUGUCACAGUGUGUGGUGGAUUUCACCAGAAGUGCACACUGGGGAACAACAUUCUGCCUAAUGCUGGACCUGCUGGAGGUGCUGACUACUUCCAGUUUAGUGUGUGGACCUGGUUCCUGUUUGAAGAGUCAGAGACUUACUUACCAUCACUCCUUGGCCCUCCUAACCAUCAGCUGCUCCUCAGAGUAUUAUGUGAAAAAGCGAGUGCUACUUUUUCUAAAGAGAGCUGUCCUUCAGAAGGUCGGAGAGGACUGGACUUCGGGGGUGAUGGCAUCGACUCAGCUGAGAUGUGGAAACUGGAGUUCUGAUAUGAGCAUGCUAGCUCAGACUGUGUUAGCAGCUGCUGAUAAUUGGUUACAGAGUGUUCAAGUGGAGUCUGCUGCUUUCUUUGGAGGAACGAGACACAUCGUGGGAGAUGAAAGUCCGAACUCAGAUUGUGUCGUGCUGAGAGCUGUCAGCCUGAUUCUUCUUAAGUCCAUCGAGAUUCACAUCCAAACAGCUGCAGGAUCAGGAAUGGACACUGCCACAAAGGUUCAUGCAUCUCUGCAGAGUUUGUGGGGCUUCCUGAGACGGUGUAGUUUCAGACUGAGAGAGGUCACUCACCUCUGCUGCUGGAUCAGCCUGCUGUUUGGAGAGCAAGAUGAUGACAUGAUGGAGGCAGCCAGAGCGCUGCUCUUCAUAUUUCUGCAUUACAGACUGAGUUCUGGGCUGGAUGAAGCUGCAGCGUUGGAGGCAGCCUGUGCGUCUGGCUUCAACCCUCAUUGCCACUUUGUGUUUCUGCUUCAGAGCAUCUCCUUUGACCACAGCAUCCUCCUUGACUUUCUCAUCUCAGCUGAAACCUGCUUUCUGGAGUACUUUGUGCAGUACUUGAAAUACCUCAGAGAUGACUGGCAGGGGUUGAAGGCAGCAUGUGGAGGCAUCACUGUGUCAGCCUUGUGUGGUGACAAAAGGUUGACACUGAAAGAUAAAGGUGAGCCAGAUCAAGUGGAAUCUGGUUCCUGUGUCCAGCGCUCAGACGUCAGUCCACCAGGGGAGCGCUUCUGUCUGCCUGCGGAGCUUCGCCUUGUAGACUAUGAGAGCUCUGAUGAGUCUGAUCCUGAGAACACACAGGAUCCUGAGGUUCAACUAGUGGCGUCCGUAUGUGAGAAAAGCACAUUUACUUCCUUGAAUGUGAACCAGUGUGAGUCAACACCAGCCUCACUGACUGAACCCAACUCCACCCUGGAAACAAGAGCAGAAAGGUUAUUACAGUCACAUAGUGAGCAAACAUCAUGCACAAACAUGUCACCUCUGUCAUGGCAGCUCACAGGUGAGAUAUCAGUCAAAGCCGUCCUCUGUCUGUCAGAGCUCAGAGAGGUGGUGAUGAGGCUGCACACAAAGAAACUUUUCCCAUAUAACCCUUCUUCACUCUUCAAGCUGCUCGCACAAGUAGAGAGCUGCUACCAGAAAUCAUCACAGUUCAGUAAAUCAUGAAGAUCAAUCAUUUUGUUUGUUUUUUGAUGACGUUCUGGAAAUAUACAUAUUUGGUUUUUGUUUUUUAAUGAAAAGAAUUAAAUAAAACUCUUUGCCACAGUCAUUACCAAAAAUGGGUGAUUAUAAAGGUAAUGUGAAUAACAAAUGUCUGUAUAAAAUGGGUACCGAGAGUUUCAUUUGAACUUGAUCUUCCCUCCACAGUACAUGCUUCCAACACCACUCGGGCUCAUCUUGGUCUAAAUUCUUUCUGUUGACUCUCAGUCAUGUCCCUACAGCCAUACUGCAAAACACAAAGGUGCACUUAAAACUACAAUUCUGUUCAUUUAUGAUUAGUUGGCCAAAUAUCUGUUAAU
Messenger RNA from Archocentrus centrarchus (flier cichlid), 2504 nucleotides. It is a transcript of the gene lins1, whose product is annotated as lines homolog 1. The record is from RefSeq and is a predicted model, not a curated record. The transcript has 6 exons. NCBI's taxonomy places the organism in Eukaryota, Metazoa, Chordata, Actinopteri, Cichliformes, Cichlidae. The coding region runs from base 25 to 2151 and encodes 708 amino acids.